AUGACACGAAUUAAACGUCCUUUAUUUGGUGGUGCUAUUCAAGCAUUUUUACCCGAUGGAUUGAUUGAUGCUAGUUCCAUUCGACUUGUUCCAAAUAAUCAAGAAGUAUUUAUGCAUGCUCAAUCUGAUCAAAGUAUAAUUGUUGAAAUUCUUGAACGUGUUAAUGAAGUAUCAGAUGAAAAUGCUAUUAAAUAUCAUUUCGAUGCAUUAGCUGAAGCUAAUGAUGCUCAAAAUACUCAAGAUCAUAUUGUUGAUAAGAUUCAAUCAAUUCCAAUUAAUUCACUUAUUGUUCAACGAUUAACUUCAGCUUGGUAUUUAUUCGGUCGACAACAAGUAUCAAAAUAUAAUGAACAAGCAAAAAAUAUAGUUUAUAUUCAUCUUUGUCUUUUACGAUUGGGUGGUGAUCUUGCAACUGAUUUACUCAUCUCAUUCAAUGAUCCAGUUUUUGUUAGUGAACAAAGUAGUAGCAAUGACCAACAAAAUCAAAAUGGUUCACGAUGGACAUUAAACGAUUUCGAAGAAUUUUUUCGUUCAUUAGAAGUAGUUGAUUAUGGUUUAUUUCUUCCAUCAUCUAACGAUGAUAAUUCACAAUCGAACGAUAUUAUUAUGUCUUAA
Adineta steineri is the source of this 615-nucleotide messenger RNA. The record is from the annotation of a GenBank genome assembly. Lineage: Eukaryota; Metazoa; Rotifera; Eurotatoria; Adinetida; Adinetidae.